This is a messenger RNA of Neoarthrinium moseri, 1965 nucleotides long. RefSeq lists its product as uncharacterized. Gene Ontology annotation, molecular function: protein binding. Lineage: Eukaryota; Fungi; Ascomycota; Sordariomycetes; Amphisphaeriales; Apiosporaceae. Bases 1 to 1965 code for a protein of 654 amino acids. The transcript has a single exon. The record is from RefSeq and is a predicted model, not a curated record.
AUGCUCACCUGCCGCGCCUGUACACGGCGGGCUCUGGCCUCCCUCCUGGAGGCUGCUUUGCCUGCAGAACCCCGAGCGACGUCGCUGCGCCCGCCUGUCUCGUGGACGUCUUCGCCUGCUCCAGCGAGGACAUAUGCCACGACUGCCACGACUGCCACGACUGCUGCCCCCGCGAAUGAAUCCAGCUUUCGAGACCUAGACCUCAAAGAUGGCCGGCCCAAAGUCCCUGGCAAGAAGCCGAAGCGCACAGUCUCCAAGUCCACAGAGUGGGCCGUAAAUAAGCAGCUCGAGUACAUCGACGAUCCCUAUCACAUUGCGAAAGAGGUCGAGAGGACACUGGCCCGGGAUCGCCUGGAAGAGGCCACCCUCCUCGUCCACAAGGCGAGCAAGACUGCUCAGGUCCCUGUCAGUUGGAACCAUCUUAUCGACUACCAGAUGCGGAAACACCGCCUGCAUGCCGCCAUCAAGCUCUACAACGACAUGAAGAAGCGCGGCCAGUUGCCCACCGCCCAGACAUACACCGUUAUAUUCCGGGGCUGCGCCGCCUCUCCCCAUUCCAAGCUCGCCGUCAGCGAGGCGCAACGCAUCUACAACAACAUGAUCGCCAGCGAGCGCAUCACUCCGAAUGUUGUCCACAUGAAUGCUGUACUGCACGUCUGCGCCCGAGCUCAAGACUUUGACACCAUGUUUACAGUGCUCAAGACGGCCGACAACAAGCUGCGCAGUCCGAACAACCUCACAUUCACCACCGUACUCAACGCUCUGCGUGCCAGCGUCAGCGGUUCCAAGGACCGGGACGCCACCGAGAAAGAUGUGGCACAGGCCAAGACCCAGACCGUACAGCGAGCCAAGACGAUAUGGGACGAUGUCAUGGCCAAGUGGCGCUCCGCCAGCAUGUUCGUGGAUGAAGAGCUCGUAUGCGCCAUGGGCAGAAUCCUUUUGCUGGGAAGUUACCACGAUAACAACGACAUCUUCUCCCUGAUCGAGCAGACCAUGAAUAUCCCAAAAGAGCCAGAGCAGCUUAGCAGUCUGGCGUGGAAAGGAGUCAAGGACGACAGCCCAUCCGCGCCUCCCCCCGAGGGCGAUAGCACGCCAUCCACGAAGGCUGUCUCUCGAAUUGACGCGAGGCCUUCCGGCAGUUCCAAAGCAUUCGCGCGACCCGGCAAAAACUCGCUUUCACUGGUUAUGACUGCCAUCCACAACACUGGGAAGGCUAAUUUGGCACGCCGCUACUGGAUCAUCUUCACCAAGAACCAUGGUGUCGUCCCCGAUGCAGAGAACUGGCGUGCCUUGUUUCGAGCCCUCUGCCGCGGCAAGAGUAGUACCAAGGCUGUUGAGUACCUGUCCGAGGUACCCAAGCAGAUGACAACCCCGAGUAUCUUUCAGUAUGCCAUGACUACUUGCCUGCGAGACAACCUCAACAGGUCCGCUUUCAACAACGCCACAGGCAUACUCGAGAUCAUGCUGACCUCGCUUCGUAUCCCGGACCUAUACGUCUUGCGCACCUACCUGCGCGUUGCUUAUGCCAACAAGCGCUUCUUCGAGGAGACCGCCCAAAAGGACCCUGAAAAGGCCAAGUUGAUGUGGGGACGUCAGAUGUGCACCGCUCUCGAGAAUCUGUGGGAGCCUUACCAGAUCGUCGCCAAGCAGUUCUCCCUCCGCAAACUAGAUUCUCUCGCGGAUAGAAAUGUCGUGGACGACGCAGACCGCGUGGCCUGGGAAAAAGAAAAGGCACAGAUCGCGGACCUGGCCGCUCUGGCGAGGAAGAUGAUCGCAGCGCACGAUCGCAUCAUAUUUGACAACAUGGCCCCUGUUGAUGUCGCCAAGAGGAUCGCUCCUAGGAGGAACCUCUUGAAUCGGUUUGUGGUGAGAUACUUUGAAGAUCGGGCGAAGUUUGAGCCGUCCUUCAAUCGCAAGACCGAGGAGGACAGUAUGGCGUUGGAGACGGAAUCAUUUUCAUCAUAG